This is a messenger RNA of Ornithodoros turicata, 3944 nucleotides long. RefSeq lists its product as uncharacterized. The record is from RefSeq and is a predicted model, not a curated record. Bases 521 to 3325 code for a protein of 934 amino acids. Gene Ontology annotation, molecular function: monoatomic ion channel activity. Gene Ontology annotation, cellular component: membrane. Lineage: Eukaryota; Metazoa; Arthropoda; Arachnida; Ixodida; Argasidae. The transcript is spliced from 19 exons. Gene Ontology annotation, biological process: monoatomic ion transport; transmembrane transport.
GCCAAUCACGUUAAUCAACUUCCUAAUACGUACUAAAAACUGUCAGGAUCAAUACAUAAUCCCUCCACGCUAUGGCUGCCGGAGCCGAUAUCAGAAUCCUAGCUGAAAAGGAAUCUGUCCACUGUAACAUAUUGGCAAUCUUACACUCGAGCUGAUAAGCUCGAACAAAAUUAAGUUCAGUAUUUCACAUGCAAGAUGUCCUAGACCUGCAUUUAAUGAAACAAUAGAAAUCCGACCCGACACGUGUCACGGCUUCACAUACCUGUACAGGGCAGCAUCUCAGCAGAGCCUAACGCAUUGUGUGCAAAGGGAACUGCAUAGAAAGGUCACAGCGUCACCGAGAAAUUGAGGAAAGCUACGAUAUUUAAUCCUGCUCAAAGCAAUACAGGAGGGAUGUGGCUGUGGUGACCUGAAAAGUGGAUGAGGUGGUGCUUUGUGUGACAAUUGUUUUAAAAUUUCUGCUGGUGCUGAGCGAUUCUGUCUUGAAGUACUUCACCAGUGGAUACAUCAGAAAGCAACAAUGAGGCGGAGUAUGAUCCUGUCCCAAAUGAUGUCGGGCACCCGGCGAGACAGCCUGGUGCCCGAGGGCUACCUCACCACUCGGCGCGACAGCGGCGCCCUCCCCGAACACUUCCUGUCCGUACGACGGGACAGCUACGCUCUCCCCGAAAACUUCCUCGGCACACGCAGGGAGUCCCUCAUCCCCACCCGCAGGGACAGCUACAUUCCCCCCGAAAUCUUUCUCGGUCGCAGGGUCAGCCUCUUCCCGACCGAGAGCGGCGGACGUCGCUUCAGCAUGGCGUCCAACCAGGCCUCGAAGAAGGCAGAGAGCGUGGCACAGUCGUCCGAGGCCCCGAGCGCUGCUGGCAGUUACUCGAGCUUUCGAGAUGUCGUCAAGGAUAGGAUACUUGAGGACAAGGACAAAGACGUCAAUCUGCUGGGGGAGCCAAGGGUCAUAUUUGAAACAGCAAGCGGAAAAGCUGGGAUCGAUUUGGAAGCAAAGGAAACGUUGGCCGAGAUGAGGGUUGGAGAGGAUGCGCCCAUUUUGGAGAGGGAUCUUAUCAUAGCCACAGCAUUAGUAAGGGAUGCCAUGGAAAGCUAUCACUCAGACUUUGAGAUGACAGAGAAGGCUGUCAGAACGUACAUGGUAUACCACCACUGGGUGCUGAAGUUCAUGUUGUAUGUCUUCAUCCUUACUCAUCAUUUGCUGACAUUAUUUGAGCGUCCAGCAGUCGGCAACUGGGAACUUCCGCUCUGGGGAACAUUGAUGAUUGAAUCGUGCUGUCUGGCAUUCUACAUAUUUCGCUUGGUUCAAGCCUCAAGUUUCAGCCGUGUCGAAGUGUUCUGGCGGGACCCUAAGAACAUAGUGGUCAUGACUGUGGUUGGGGCUACUAUCAUAGACAUGAUAAUAUUUGUGUCAAUGUCGGCAACGGGCUUCGACCACAUGGCCCUUCGUUGCACCCGACCGUUACGGCCGCUGUUGAUGGUCAACUUUGCUGAAAAUAAACAGGUACGCAGAGCAGUGCGCAACAUCCGGAAUACCCUUAAGGAGAUUAUCUAUGCUUUGAUCCUGCUGUUCAUGAGCAUUGCUUUAUUUGCACUUCUUGCUCUAAAACUCUUCCAAAGAAGAGACCUUCACUAUCCCGACGGCCGUCCAUACUUCAGAGAUUACUUCGACAUAUACUUCAGCCUCUACGUGUUAAUUACUACAGCAAACCACCCAGAUGUAAUGAUGCCAGCUUACAAUGCAAAUUCUCUCUUCGCAAUCUUCUUCGUCAUCUACGUGCUCAUCUGUCUCUAUAUCUUCAUGAACAUCAUCCUUGCUGUCAUCUACUUCAACUACCGUGAAAACCUGAAAAUUGAAGUUCAGAACAUGGUUGCAAUCAAGCGCGACAACCUCUCAAGGGCAUUCGACCUCCUCAAAGUCCGCCAAGGAGACAACUUUGUCAUUACGUACAAUCGUUUUGUCGCCCUCAUCAACAGGAUACCACCAAAGCGUAGUGAGACCACAAAUAAAGUGUUGUGGUUUGUAUUAGAUCAGAAUGGGGACAACAAAGUAGAUUUGCCCGAUUUCAUGCACCUGGCCGACCUGUUGAACGUCCACAUCGUUGAGAUGGAAGAAUCGCUGAACAUGUUCCAGAGGUGCAUACCUGCAGUAUACAACAGCAGAGCCUCGAAAAUUGUCAGGAACAUCACAGCACAUAUAUUCUUUCGCUACCUGUUUGACCUGCUCAUCCUGGUGAACGCUAUAGUGAUUGGCCUGGACAUUCACGAAGCGGAGUGGUUUUUCCUCACAGUCUUCACGCUUGAAAUCCUGCUCAAGAUUUACACCUUCGGAUUCGUCAGAUUUAUAAAGCAAGCAUGGAAUGUAUUUGAUGUCAUAGUCAUUGGCUCUGCGCUGAUCGGAGCGAUCUAUGAGGAGAUAAUUGGAGAUUCAGCAAUCAACAAGAGAGCAACUUUAGACGUCCUGCUUGUGCUCAGAGUUCUCCGACUUGUGAAAUUAAUUCGCAACUUCAAGAAAUUCCGAGGAAUAAUAAACACCAUCACCAAUCUCGGACCCUCCAUCCUAACGUUCGGCGGGGUACUUUUUGCUGUGUACUAUGUCUAUGCUGUCAUCGGCAUGGAGCUGUUUCGACAGAAGGUCACGUUCUACGGAGGAUUUAACGAGACUGUCCCUUACUGUGGCAACCCGAAACUCAAGUACUCCGCAUUCUACGCAGCAGGAUACUGCAAGAACAAUUUCAACAACAUAUUCAGCUCUUUCGUUGUACUUUUUGAGCUUAUGGUUGUCAAUCAGUGGCACAUUUUGACAGAGGGCUUUGUCCAUGUCACCAGCAAAGCAGCUAGGUUCUACUUUUUGAUGUUCCACCUCUCUUGUGUGGUUAUUGUCCUGAACAUCUUCACAGCAUUUGUGCUUGAAGCAUUCAUCAUGGAGUACACCAUAGAUAAGACGAGACUGGAAAGUGCCGUCGAGACAAAGAUCCGUGAUAUGGGACUAAAAUUUGGAAAGAAACCAAGGAAGAAAGAAGCUGAAGGCGAAGCGGAGACGACCAUACCAAACGAUAUAAACGAGUUCAACGUAGACUCCGAUCAUAACACCCUCGAAGAAUCGGGAGAGCAUGGAAACACAGACCGCAAUUCCACACUACCCGAUAUGUCAGCUACUGUAGAUAGCCGAUUCUCCAUACGAAAAAAACGAAGAGUGGAAGAUAUUCUAGUCAUGAUGUUCGAGGACGAACUGGAGGAACUGGAGAUCAUGGCGUUGGCUGCCGCCAACGUGUCCUGCACCUGUCCUUGCACGUGCGGGAAGAAACAAGUAGCGUGAUUGUCACGCAUGCACUUCAAUGCAAUCGACAAACGAACCGCAGUCGUAUAGUGAUAGCAGACGACAGCUCGUCGUAAAGGAAUCAACAUGCCCAAGACGCAGGUGCCCUUCGAGCGGUCUAUGCGUGUGUCGAGAAGUCGGCGUAUUUUUCUUUACCUUAAAGUUGUAAAUAACUUAUAUUUGUUCCGGAGAAUGCACCUCUUUCGAUCAUACUAACACAUAUAGCUUAUUGCUUCGUAUGCUCUUUAACCUUUUUACUGAGAUCUGACGUAUAUAUGUGUUACGACGUCUAAACCAUGUUGAUGCUGAUUUAUAUACAUAGUUUGUUUGAUGACUACAACUUUGCAAAUUACUUGUGUAUUUGUUAAACUUGCACAUUUUGCGUUUUUUUUUCUUCUUUCGUUUAUCGGUGCGUCAGUAUCUGUUAAAAACUGCGUAUAUACUGGUUUUAUCUACCGAGAGUGAUGUAUAGUCACUAUAAUAUUGAGGUCGCAUGUUUAUGAGAGAGAGAGAGGAAGUUUCGCAAAAAUCGUGUAAAAAUGUAUUUAUAGGAGAAUGGUGAUUGUGAUAGGAGCGACAAUAAUUUACUGAAAAUAAAAAAAAUGCCAUAAGAAGAUAA